GCUGAUAAGGCGCAGACCUCCGCGCGCUACUGCGCUUGUUUACCGCGCGCGCAGACUUCCUGCUCAGCUCCGCUCUCCUCUUCUGGACCUGCUGCUGGUUCUGCUGCUCCCGUUGGUUUUCUCAUCAAACUCGUCGUCGUUUCUGACUGAAGUCACCAUGAAAAUAGCAUCUUUCAACGUGAAGAACCUGGGACAGAAAAAGGUUUCAGACAAGAAGGUCAUCAGUCAUCUGAUCAAGAUCAUGUCUCGGUACAGCAUCGUGGUGAUCCUGGAGGUGAUGGAUAAAAGCGGCAAAGCCAUGAAGCUCCUGCUGGAGGAGCUCAACAGCACCAGCAAGAACAAGAAGAGUCCUUAUGAAAAGAUCGGCAGCAAACCUCUGGGCAGAGACACCUACAAGGAGAAAUACGUUUGCUUCUACAGAGAGGAUGAGGUGGAGCUGGUGGACUCCAUGCAGUACGCUGAUGACCAGCCUGGAGAUGAGGACGCCUUUGCCAGAGAGCCCUUCAUCCUGCGCUUCAGCUGUCCUUCCACUGCUGUGAAGGACCUGACCCUGGUCCUGGUCCACACCAUGCCUGGGGAUGCGGAGAAGGAGCUGGACGAGCUGUUUGAUGUGGUGACUAACGUUUCCUCAAAAUGGAAAACGGAUAACAUCAUGAUUUUAGGGGACUUCAAUGCAGACGGUCGAUAUCUGUCCAAGAAGAAGAAGGCAAAGAUCCGCAUCCAUCAGCCUCCUUUCUAUUGGCUGAUAGACGAUGAUGUCGACACCACAACCAGCACCUCCAACGACAACGCCUACGACAGGAUCGUGGUGUACGGACAGACCAUGCUGGACUCUGUCGUUCCUGGAUCUGCAAAGGCUUUCAACUUCCAGGAGGAGUUCAAUCUGGAUGAGGAAGAGGCUCUCAGCAUCAGUGACCAUUAUCCUGUGGAGGUGGAGCUGCUCCCAUUAUCAAAGAAAAGGCGGGCUCAGCCUCCAAAGACAGGUAUUGGUCAUGUGACUCCUGCAGGAAAGCUGCAGUAAAAAGUUCUCACUGAACGGAGCUUCCAAGAAGAAGGCUGUGAGGAGGAGAGGAGCAGCAGCGAAGGCACCAGCGAAGAGGGGACGUUAGCAGAAGUUUUUACAGCCGAACACCAGCAAACAACAUCCAAACAAUCACACACAAUCUUCCUAGAGAUUUCUGGUAAACAAUAUGACUAAAACAAUGGAAAAAAAAUCUUUUCUACAAACAUGAACCUGCUUUUGUGCAUCUGGAUUUAAAACUUUAGUUAUUUCUAAACAAAACCAACCACAUAGAAGCUCUCUCUGCUUCACAUGAAAUGAUGCUCAGGUAUUGAAUCCAAUGAUUUCAAAUCAUUACAAAUAUGAGCUGUGGUUGUGCUGUUACUGUCUUAUGCUGCAUUUUUUUAUAUAUUAUUAUAAACCAUCAGAACAGAAUUUUCUCUAAUUCAUUUCAAAGACCGAAGGUCUCACAUCACAACUGAAGUUUUCUGUGCUGAACAUCAACGUUUCUGUAAAACAGGAUUUUUUAAAAGGAAUUAAAGGUUUGGAUGUUUUUAAUAAAAGCUUUUUUAUCGUUUCAA
This is a messenger RNA of Oryzias melastigma (Indian medaka), 1581 nucleotides long. RefSeq names its product deoxyribonuclease-1. Gene Ontology annotation, biological process: DNA catabolic process. Bases 158 to 1021 code for a protein of 287 amino acids. The record is from RefSeq and is a predicted model, not a curated record. NCBI's taxonomy places the organism in Eukaryota, Metazoa, Chordata, Actinopteri, Beloniformes, Adrianichthyidae. Gene Ontology annotation, cellular component: nucleus. The transcript is spliced from 10 exons. Gene Ontology annotation, molecular function: DNA nuclease activity.